GUGCAGAGAUGAGUAUGAGUAGAAUGCCUAUAUAAACUGAAGCAUGGCUCUUUACUCUUUCAAAGAGAAGCUAUGGAAGUGCAACAAGUUCUUCACAUGAUUGGUGGAGCCGGCGAGACCAGCUACGCCAAUAACUCAACACUCCAGGAAAUAGCGAUAUCCAAGGUGAAAAGCGUGGUAGAAAAAAGUAUAAUAGACCUCUACUGCACCACCUUCCCCAAGAGCUUGGGCAUUGUAGACAUGGGCUGUUCAUCAGGGCCCAACACAUUCCUGGCCAUCUCUAAUAUCAUGGAAGCAGUGGACCAGAAACGAUGUCAUCUUGGCCGUUCAUCGCCAGAGUUCCGAGUGUUCUUAAAUGACCUUCCAGGGAAUGACUUCAACAACAUUUUCAAAUCCUUGGCAGGCUUCCAUGAGAAACUCAAACAAAACAAUGGGCCUGAUUUUGGGCCAUGUUUCAUCGCCGGAGUGCCCGGUUCUUUUUAUGGCAGGCUCUUUCCGACAGAGAGUCUGGACUUUGUUCACUCUUCUUAUAGUCUACAUUGGCUCUCUCAGGUUCCUCCGGGACUAGAGAAUGGACGGGGUGGCGUUUUAAACAAAGGGAACAUCUACAUGGCCAAGACCAGCCCUCCUGCUGUGUUUAAAGCUUACUUGGAGCAAUUUGAGAGGGAUUUUUCGCUGUUUCUAAGGUCGCGGUCUGAAGAAAUGACAUCAGGUGGGUGUAUGGUCCUAACACUCAUGGGCCGGAGAAGCUCGGAUCCAUCUAGUGGAGAGUGUUGUUAUCUUUUCGAACUACUGUCACAAGCCCUCAUGGAGAUGGUCUCACAGGGAAUCAUCAAAGAAGCAGAAGUGGAUUCGUUCAAUCUUCCUUAUUACACACCUUCUGUUCAAGAACUGAUGACUCUGAUUGAAACCGAUGGAUCGUUCCAUCUAGACGGACAUGAAGUUAUCGAAUUAAAUUGGGAUCCUAAUGACGAUGACAAUAAUGAAGACUCUGCGUUCGAUAAACUUACAAGAGGGAGAAAUGUGGCAAAGAUCAUAAGAGCUGUGACAGAAUCCUUGCUUGCAAAUCACUUUGGAGAGGCGAUAGUUGACAAUUUGUUUAAGAAGUAUGGAGAGAAUGUGGCCAACCACCUGACCAAGGAGAAGACCAAGCAUGUUAAUCUUGUACUUUCCAUGACUAAGAAAUGAAUGGAGAUGUGCAUAUGAUGCAAGGUUAAAUAAAUGAGUGGAGCUUGGUGCAUUCCACCCAAUUUGUAAUGGCCCCUUUUUUAGAUUCAAUAAGAAAGAAAAUUUGGCUCAAUGGUA
Molecule: messenger RNA, 1305 nt
Organism: Magnolia sinica
Lineage: Eukaryota; Viridiplantae; Streptophyta; Magnoliopsida; Magnoliales; Magnoliaceae
Product: S-adenosyl-L-methionine:benzoic acid/salicylic acid carboxyl methyltransferase 3-like
Exons: 4
Coding region: 73-1188 (371 amino acids)
Biological process (GO): methylation
Molecular function (GO): S-adenosylmethionine-dependent methyltransferase activity
Source: RefSeq, a predicted model, not a curated record